Messenger RNA from Echinops telfairi (small Madagascar hedgehog), 447 nucleotides. It is a transcript of the gene ELOC, whose product is annotated as elongin C. The transcript has a single exon. NCBI's taxonomy places the organism in Eukaryota, Metazoa, Chordata, Mammalia, Afrosoricida, Tenrecidae. Gene Ontology annotation, cellular component: elongin complex. Bases 89 to 427 code for a protein of 112 amino acids. Gene Ontology annotation, biological process: ubiquitin-dependent protein catabolic process. Gene Ontology annotation, molecular function: protein-macromolecule adaptor activity. The record is from RefSeq and is a predicted model, not a curated record.
AAAGCCGGCUACCAGCUCAGUGGGUUCCGCCUCACCAGGAGGCUACUAAAGUUCCUGUGGGAGUGAAUUAGAAUUUCAUAAGAGCAUAAUGGAUGGAGAAGAGAAAACUUACGGUGGCUGUGAAGGGCCGGAUGCCAUGUAUGUCAAACUGAUAUCUUCUGAUGGCCAUGAAUUUAUUGUAAAAAGAGAACAUGCACUAACAUCAGGAACAAUAAAAGCCAUGUUGAGUGGCCCAGGUCAGUUUGCUGAGAAUGAAACCAAUGAGGUCAAUUUUAGAGAGAUCCCAUCACAUGUGUUAUCAAAAGUAUGCAUGUAUUUUACCUACAAGGUUCGCAACACUAACAGCUCCACUGAGAUUCCCAAAUUCCCAAUUGCACCUGAAAUUGCACUGGAACUGCUGAUGGCCGCCAACUUCUUAGAUUGUUAAAUAAAAUAAAUUAUAAUAAA